CUCAAUAUUUUACCAUCUUCACUGCUUAAGCAUGCCUCCUCCUCCUGUUGCUGUUUACAGAUCGGAUGAUUUCUUAGCCCGUACUGCUUUUUUCCUGAGAUUUCCUGUAGCUGCUUUGACUGAAGCACUUGAAAACCGAACUCCCAGUGAACAACGAACUUUGAUUGGUGAGACGCUCUACCCUUUGGUGGAAUUACUCCAGCCAUUGUUUGCACCAAAAAUCACAGGAAUGCUUCUUGAACUACCCCGAACCCAAAUCUUUCGGUGCAUAGAAUCACCAGAAGUCCUCAAAGAGAAGGUUAAUGAGGCAAUUGAUGUUUUAGUGGACUGGUAUCCCCAACAGAUGAAGCUAAACGAGCAUGAAGCUAAGGAGUUUCGAGCAGCCAUGCUCUUAUCUAAGCUUUGA
Messenger RNA from Brassica oleracea var. oleracea, 406 nucleotides. RefSeq names its product maternally expressed PAB C-terminal protein-like. The record is from RefSeq and is a predicted model, not a curated record. NCBI's taxonomy places the organism in Eukaryota, Viridiplantae, Streptophyta, Magnoliopsida, Brassicales, Brassicaceae. The transcript is spliced from 2 exons. Gene Ontology annotation, cellular component: nucleus. Gene Ontology annotation, molecular function: RNA binding. The coding region runs from base 32 to 406 and encodes 124 amino acids. Gene Ontology annotation, biological process: DNA damage response; protein polyubiquitination; regulation of double-strand break repair.